AAGAACAGUGUCCCAUGGAAAAACCUGCUCACAAUUUCCUGUUCUGUUAUAUUCCAAAACCACACCAAUCACCAACUUCACCAUAACAAUAACAACCAAACCUCAACACUCUCUUUUUUCCAUUCUACAUGCCAUGUCAUCAUUAUUCCAUUCUUUUCUUUUCCACUUGAAAAACUAAAAACUAUCAUUUCAGUGUAACAAACAACCAUCUCCUCUCAUUUUGUUCAUUCCUCAACAAAAAAAAAAAAUGGAUACUCCACCAACACCAAACCACACUUCCUCACAUAAUAACCUUCCCAUUACCGUAACCGUUUUCGCCGUUACCGUUAUCGUUUUCUUAACGAUCUAUUUCAUCUUCCGUUACCGCCGCAAUAGCGCCUCCCGUCGUUUAACUCCGCCGUCGUCGUCUUCCACAGUUUUAUCAUCCGGCAAUAGAAUAACGCCGGAGACGACUUCGUCUUCUUCCUCCGUAGUCGAUUCUCUCCCGCUUUUCACGUUCUCUUCCAUCAAACGCCGUUCCUCCUCCGUUGUCUCCGGCGACUGCGCUGUUUGUUUGUCGAGGUUUGAGCAAAAUGAUUACCUCCGUCUUCUUCCUCUCUGUUGCCACGCAUUCCACGCGGAAUGCGUUGACGUUUGGCUCCAGUCGAACCUGACGUGUCCGCUCUGUCGAUCAGCCGUUAUCGCUUCGGAAUCGGAGGUUGUGAAGAUUUCCCGGCCGGCAUCGUCGUCAUCUGAUAACAGCUUCCGUUUGGAGUUAGGUAACGUCAGCAACCGCCGUGGCGCUACCGCAUCUGAGAAUGUCAGCGGAGAAACUGACCGGAGAUCAUACUCCGUCGGCGCAUUUGAGUAUUUCGUCGAUGAAGAAGCUGAGAUUCCGUUCGGUCAUACUAAUCGAAGAAUUGUUCCCGGUGAGAAAGAUGAUGCACCGGCAAUCCCGGCGGGGGAGUUUCCGGUUCCGGUGGCUUCUCACUUGGUCGGUGAAGGUAACAACUGGCUGAAGGAUUACAUGGAUAAUAUCUCAAGUCUGACGUGGUUUAGAAAUUCUGGAAGGUUCUUCAAUGGGAGUAGUCGACGAAACGACGUCGUUGGAGUUCAGGAUUUUGAUGUUGAAGCUAACAGGUUUGGGGAAGAAAUUAGUGAGAUGUUUAGAUGGGUUUCAGGGGUUUGAUUAUGAAUUAAUCAUGUAAUUAAGCAAUAUAGUUAAUAGGGUUUUCAAUUUUCUGAAAAUAUUUUUAUUUUAUGUGCAUAAAUCUUCACAAAGUUAGCACAUAACUCAGAUAUUAUCGAUGGAGUUUCAAAAAAUAUUUCUUAAUAUUUUUCUUUGGUUUGGUAAAUAAUGUGUGAUACUACCAUUUAUUUGACGUCGUUAUCAAAGUAAUUAAUUAAGUUACAUCCAAAGUUGUGGUUUGUGUGUGAUAUUUGCUAUUUUUUCACGAGAUCUCUCACAGUGUAAAUGUAGGUGAUUUUGUAUGAUAUGGAAU
Messenger RNA from Vicia villosa (hairy vetch), 1481 nucleotides. RefSeq names its product E3 ubiquitin-protein ligase ATL4-like. NCBI's taxonomy places the organism in Eukaryota, Viridiplantae, Streptophyta, Magnoliopsida, Fabales, Fabaceae. Bases 248 to 1168 code for a protein of 306 amino acids. The record is from RefSeq and is a predicted model, not a curated record. The transcript has a single exon.